Leptidea sinapis is the source of this 5725-nucleotide messenger RNA. Its product is annotated as F-box/LRR-repeat protein 7-like. Bases 105 to 2171 code for a protein of 688 amino acids. Gene Ontology annotation, biological process: SCF-dependent proteasomal ubiquitin-dependent protein catabolic process. Gene Ontology annotation, molecular function: RNA binding; protein binding. The transcript has 13 exons. Gene Ontology annotation, cellular component: SCF ubiquitin ligase complex. Lineage: Eukaryota; Metazoa; Arthropoda; Insecta; Lepidoptera; Pieridae. The record is from RefSeq and is a predicted model, not a curated record.
AUGUGAGUUUUACUCUCGAAAUCAUUUGUUUCUUUACAGUUUUCUUUAAAAUAUUUGUAUAAUUGUAUUAAUGACUAUUUUUGUUGUUGAUUUAGUGGCACAAUAUGGCUAUGUUUUAUGAAAGUGAUGAUGAAUUAUUUUUCCCCGACGUGGUUCACAUUGUGAGACGGGAACUAUAUGCCCAAGCCAUAAAUUCAACUGAUGUAUUCACCAAAAGGAAAAGAAAUCUCGACGUACCUACACACACAGAAGACGGAAUACCCAUCAGAAAAAUCUAUGUCACUAGUCUUCCAGCAAAGACAACUAGACUUGAACUCUUUGCAGUAUUUGCUCAGUAUGGAUUUAUCAAAAGCUGUUGGCUAAAAAUGGGAGAAAGAGGUCCUAACAAAACACCAAUACCUACAUAUGCAUUUGUCACAUUUGGUGAUCCAGCUGAUGCCCGCAAAGCUCUAUGUGCACCCCCUCAUGAGAAAAAAAUCCGUGAUAGAAUUCUGAAGAUAUCACCAGCUGAUAGCUGGCAUCAACCAGCUGAGGACAUUAAUGGCAGAGUGCAAUGGAAACAACCAUCUGCAACUGAGUCUAGCCAUAGUUGGGGUGUCGCAGAAAACUUGGAUGUUCAGAACAACAAUGGCAAUCCUGUUACCGACGAAGUAUUAACCACAGAAGAAUCAUACAAUAUAUUGGAUGUCCUCAACAUGGAUUGCUGGUCGCUCAUACUAUCGCAUGUGCCCCUAACAGACUUAAUAAGGUCCGAGCGUGUUAGUAAAAAGUGGAAAGAUGUGGUUCAUUUAUAUCUUAAUAGCAUUCGCACGUUUAAAACGUCAAGUUGGCAAUUAGAUCAAGUAAAACUAACGACAGCCGUGUUACGACAAGUUCUUCAGCGAUUUGGGGCUUCACUGAUACGGCUUCACAUCGAUCAUAACUGGUCAGAUCUCAAUGACCGCACUGCACAUACGGUUGGGAAGUACUGCCCUAAUUUGGAAGAAGUUAAGGUCGCAGGAAUGCAUACAAAGAAUUGGAAUCCAUUGAUGUAUGGAUGUAAACAAUUAAAGAAAAUUGAUUUCGUUUCCUGCUAUAAGUUAACUGAUGCCAGCUUAGUCCAUGUAGUGAAGAGUGAUGCAAGUAUUGAAGAGUUGUCUGUUUCAAACAAUACACAUCUCACUGGACUAUUCCUCACUAACUGUUCAAAACCAUCAAAGUUAACAUCACUAUCAUUUUACAACUGCUACAGUCUCCAGGGAACUGUUGUCAACGCUGCCAUGGACACAUUGCCCUGCCUCACUUGUCUCAAACUCGACGUGUGCCCACCAUCAAUGUGGAAGUUAAUACCCAACAUUCUAAGAAAAGUACCGCAACUAGAAGAAUUGUCACUCAGUGAAAACAUAUCAAUGGAUGGUCCAGUGCCUGUACUUAUACAUGAGCUCUGUGAUUCAAUUGGCAUUCUGACCAAAUUAAAGCGGCUUAAUCUGAGUCGGAACAUAUUCAUAACAAAUGAGGUCAUAAAACAAGUUGCACAGUCAUGCUCUAAGUUAGAAGAUCUUAAUAUUUCUGGUUGCAACUCAAGGAAAAGCUUUUCCCAUAAAGGAGUGAGUGAUGAAAGCAUAGUGGCGAUAUGCUCUCAAUGCACCCUGCUGACGAAUUUAAACGUGUCGUACCUGGCGGGGCUCUCCAACACAGGCUUGGCCGCGGUCGUCAAACUGAGCCGCCUGGUGACGUUGAUGUCGCGUGGCAAUAUCUCCAUCACCGCAAAGCCAAUCGUUGCAAUACUUAACAAAUGCCAUUACCUUGAGGAAUUGGACCUGUGCGGUUGCGAGUCGGUGACGGAGGAAGUGAUCUCGGCCGGAGAACGGGCCCUGCUCCAACACCCUCGCCCGCUGGCACUCCUGUUGGGAGGCACCGCGGCCGCUGGAGGCGAGAGUCCCUCCGAAAGUCGGGAUACUCCAACACACCAGCUGCUGUCAGUUGAUCUGCACCAUGACAAGAGCAAUCCCCACAUGCGCCCGGACUUCAUCGACAGAAUAUUCGAGAGCAGUUCGGACGACUCCUACGAUGAAGUCUUUGAUCACGACGACAUUGACUUCUUUGACCAAUUUUUGUCAGACGAGGAAGACUUCCUGCAACAAAACAUCGCUAACUACGAUGGAUUCUUUAACAACAUACUUUUAAUUUAACAUUGCGCUAUUAGUGUAUUCCACCUGCUACAUAUUACUUUUGCACACCAGAAACAUAAAACUAUCCCAAGAUAAUAAUUAUGGCCUAGAUUCUUAAUGAAUUAAAGUUGGCUGAUUGCAUUACUCUCAGAUUGGGUGAAACUCAGGCAGCUAUUGAAGAACAUCUUUAGUUAUUCAACUUAUUUAGCUAGAUAUGAAAAUUAUCCAAGAAUCACAAUUAACAUUUAAAUUGGGCGCCUGGCUAAGGGUCGCUGAACAUGUUUUUUGCCUUGUGAAACAUACGAUUAUUGAAUUGUGCUUAGUUUAGGAUAUUUUCUAAAAAAAAAAGGACAAAUAUUAUCAUUAAAUAAGUACCUAUGAUACAAAAGUUGACUAAAAUAAAAUGUUUAUCUUGUAAACUUUGAUGUAAGUAAUGCAGACAUUGACUGUGAUUCCAUGACAUUCUGACCAACCCUCGAUCAUGGCGCUUGCAACCACUGACUGUCUUUCGGUGCAGAAAUGUCACAUGCCUAUAAUUCGAAAUUGUCACGUUGAAUAUCUAGCUAGGUAACUAGUGAAGUAAAUGGAUAGAAUAUAUUUUGCAGUUUACAGUGCUUGUUGAUUAUAACAGUUCGAAGUUGCCUGUUUACCAUCACUCUUAGUAAAAGACCAUGUCCAUACACAGAGAACACAAAAGGGCUUCCUUCAAUUUCACCUGCCUUGCCACUUUUGCUGUUGUUUGUUAUACAUGACAUGUUAGCUUAAUUUUUUUAUCUAAUCAAUGCCCAGAAAUGACAAGCCCAACAUAAUUACAUUGUAUUCAUUCAAAAUAAGUAUUUAAUCUUCCAUGGUUUAUGUAUUGCAUUCACAUUUAUACAUAGAUACCUAUUGAAUAUUAAUAGUUAUAGUAUAUUAAUAUAGUAGUAACAGAAUGCUGUAUUCCCUGUGAUUUUAAAAUAUUUCAUUAGCUUAAGUUUCGGGUGGUAUCGUAACUCAAUUGUUUACUGAAAUAUGUGUCGAGUAUUAACAAAGUCUGAAUUAUUGUGAUAAAUGUGUUGUUUUCAUUACUGGCUUUAUUUUCAUUAAACUUAUUAGUAGUUAUACAUAGCUUUAAAUAGCUGACAGCGCUUAGGUCUAAACAUGGACCAUUCAUCACAAAAAUAUUUACAAAUAAAAUUAUAAAGUAAUAUUAUUGUAAAUUUAAAAUUGUAACAAUAAAAAUUUCCCUUACUGCAGAAUUUCUGGAAAUUUCAUGAAAAAAAAGUACAUUAUUAUAUAUUGAUAAAGUUGUUGAUAGAAAAGUGUAAAGCAAUAAAUAUUAUGUGAUGAUUAUAUAGAUCAUACAAUUGUGAGUCUUAAGUCAUAAAUAUAAUAAAACUUAGUUAAUGUUAGAUAGUCCGAUAUUGUUUGUGCUUUUUUUAGAUCGGACUUCAACCUAACAAUUUUCCUAUCCACCACAUGUAUUCGAGUUUAGUAGGUAAUUGCGUGUUAUGGUCAUAGAAAUAAUGUUGAUUUUCGUAACAAUUUAAAUUAAACCUAGUUAAUAGAAAAUAAAUCUGUAUAUUGAUAGGUGAAAAAAACUGAAAUAACAAUUUUAAAAACUCAAAUCAAAAUAAUCAAAACAAUAAAUAUAAUAUUUUGUUCUGUUUUAUCUAACUUUACUACUUUUUCUAAUUUGAAUUUAUCACUUGAAAAUUGAUUUUUAUAAAUAUUGUGUAGCUUCAGCCUUUUCCUGAAUAUGUAUAUAUAAUUUCAUCAAACACAAAAAACAAACAAGUUUUUCCUUAACAUAUAAAAUGAAAGUUUGUCUCAAUGAUAUAUUAUUAUGCUAUUGUAUAAUCUACUACCACUUUGGAAAAAGAGCUAUAAUUAUUUGUGGCAAGAAACUCACCACUUCUCUUUUAAAUCAAUAUAGGUCCAUUAUUUUACAAAUACUUUACUUACAACAAUAACAAUUAGUAUUUUCUUUUUUAAAUAUUGCAAAAGCAACAGAACCAGCUUACUAUGAGGUUUUACUACUUGCUCACUUUCACCUAUCCUGUUGUUUCAUGUCAGCAUUAAUAUAUUUUGAUUGUCCAUAUAUAUCUGUAUAUCAUUAUAAUCUCUAAAAUAAUAUUCAAUUAGGUCUAAAGUUGAGAAUUAUAAAAAAAGUUACUUGUAAAUGUUAUGGUGUCCAACUUGCUUGCAACAUAUACACACAGUAAGUUUAUUGUUGCUUAACAUCUAAUUGAUUGUGAUAAUCUUUCGUAUUAAGAUUAUUUUUAUUGCGUUCAUACACCAAUGUUAUUUAUUUUUGAGAAUGAUCAUUUUUAGUACUUAAAUGUUACAGGAACAACUAAUUUUGUUAUUUUUUAUGUGUGUUUUAAUGGUUGAUAUAGUUAUCAUUACAUAAUCAGAUUGAUAUUUGUGUUACUUUACCCAUAACUGUUUUUUCUUUUACCAGUUUUAUAUUAAUUUAUAGUAAUAACUUUUAACUACAAAGUAUACCUAAAAUACAAUAAUUGUUCUUAGUGUGAUGUAAAUUGUUUUUUUCUCAGUCAUGUAAACUAAUUCAAAACAAGAUUUACAAUCAUGUCUUAUUAAGCAUCAAAAACUACCACCCAUGAAAAUAUGGUAUACGUAAAAUGUAUGCUAUGGUUGUAUAGCCAGGGCUGUAACCUUAAAAGCCCAUACAAGCACCUAAUAAAGGUGCAUGUUUUGAGACAUCCCUGUGGAUAUCACAUUAGACAAAUUGAUCUUCAAUAAAUCCAGAGUAGUCAGUAUUGAUUUUACAAUAAUAUGCAAAAGGCCUUCAAUAUCCCACCCCACUCACCUCACUUGAUUGUAUUGUUUGCAUUGCAAAGAUUGGUGAUUACUAAAUCUGCCCACCCACCCACACCAACAAGUCAGUAAUAGAAUGAAUUCAUCUGCUGACUAUUUGUAUAGUAAGUUAUAUGAUAUGAAUGAGAUGACUAUAUUUCAGUCUACUUUUCCCCAUCUUAUAAGUACAAUUGAGUGCACACUAGAGCUGUUACUGCCCUCCAUUUGCAUGUAUAGAGAUAUUGAAAGACGGGUAUUAAUUGAUGACAAUAUGCCACUAUAUCUUGGUUCAUAUAUGGUUGUUGAAUAUGAAAUAAUUUAAAAUUAGUUUAAAGAAUUAAUUUAAAAAUUAGUUUAAUAUCUGGAGAUCUAAAUUAUUAAAAUGUAAUAUAAAAAUAAAUAUACUAGAUCAUAUUUAUUUUCAUUUCAUAAUAUGUACCAAAAAAUGGUGUUGAAUGUUGUUAGUGUACAAGUCAGUGACUUGUGGAGUGUUGUUUGCUAGAUGAUUUAGGAAAAUUUACAUCACAUUUGAGUCAGGGGAAAUAAGUGAUAUCAGGUCCAUCCAUAUUCACACUAAUAUUUAUAUUGUAGAAAUAGUGAACUGGAUAAAAUAUAUAUGUUUUAAUGUAAUAGGUACAAAUUCUUUUUAGUUUGUAUAAAAUUGGGUUAUUAGUUGGUGAUUUUAUGUUAAUAUCUCUUAAUGGUGCAGUAAAAUACCCAUAUUCUUCUAGUUUUAUACAUAUUAUAUGCAAGUGAAAUAAUAAGUUCAUUCAAUA